This is a messenger RNA of Mangifera indica (mango), 1558 nucleotides long. Its product is annotated as putative glucose-6-phosphate 1-epimerase. NCBI's taxonomy places the organism in Eukaryota, Viridiplantae, Streptophyta, Magnoliopsida, Sapindales, Anacardiaceae. The transcript has 9 exons. Gene Ontology annotation, molecular function: isomerase activity; carbohydrate binding. The coding region runs from base 137 to 1099 and encodes 320 amino acids. Gene Ontology annotation, biological process: carbohydrate metabolic process. The record is from RefSeq and is a predicted model, not a curated record.
UCGAAUCCAUAAUUAGUAGACCCCAAAAAUCUUUUAAAAAAUAUUAAACUUUCUUGCAGCCUCAAUCUCCUAUAAAUUCUCCCACACGGUUCCGGUGGAUUCGGUUCGAUCCAAAGACACAGAAAAAGACCGAUCCAUGGAUCACUCGACCUCCUCCGGCGACGACAAGCUUUUCGUCGAGCAUUGUAAGGGCGUCAACGGCCUCGAGAGAGUCAUUUUACGCGAGGUCCGUGGUUCAUCUGCUGAGGUAUAUCUCUAUGGAGGACAAGUAACAUCUUGGAAGAAUGAAUAUGGGGAAGAACUGCUUUUUGUUAGUAGCAAGGCUACUUUUAAACUUCCAAAGGCUAUUCGUGGAGGCAUUCCAAUCUGCUUUCCUCAAUUUGGAAACCAUGGCUCUCUUGAGCAACAUGGAUUUGUGAGGAACAGGAUGUGGAGCAUUGAUCAUGAUCCUCCACCAUUUCCUACAAGUACCGCGAACAGGGCCUUUAUUGAUUUAAUCCUUAAGCACUCUGAAGAGGAUGUGAAAAUUUGGCCUCACAGAUAUGAGUUUCGCCUAAGGAUAACUCUUGGACCUGGAGGAGAUUUGAUGUUGACUUCUCGCAUUCGAAAUACAAAUACUAAUGGAAAAUCAUUUGCGUUUACAUUUGCAUAUCACACCUACUUUGCUGUUUCAGAUAUCAGUGAAGUGCGGGUAGAAGGAUUAGAGACACUGGAUUAUCUGGACAACUUGAAGGGUAAAGAGCGAUUUACUGAACAAGGGGAUGCAAUAACUUUUGAAUCAGAAGUAGACAAGAUAUAUCUGAGUACACCUACAAAAAUUGCUAUUCUGGACCAUGAGAGAAAGCGUACAUUUGUAUUGCGAAAGGAUGGACUUCCAGAUGCUGUCGUCUGGAACCCAUGGGAUAAGAAAGCAAAGGCAAUGACUGAUUUUGGUGAUGAAGAGUAUAAGCAUAUGCUGUGUGUAGAGGCUGCGUGUGUUGAAAAGCCAAUUGUGCUGAAACCUGGUGAAGAGUGGAAAGGCCGACAGGAGAUCUCUACCGUUCCUUCUAGUUACUGUAGCGGCCAACUUGAUCCACAAAAAGUACUCCUAAGUGAUUAGAGUAUGGGAGUCUUUAUGGCGCAUUCCACCUCACAGGUACUUGUUUGGCAUUGUGCAUCUUGUUGCAGUCAGCGGAUUCUUGCCAGGUUUUUUUUCAAGGCAGAGUUCCAAGGGAAGGUGCAAAAAGAGGCAUUCAAGAAAGAGGUCUUUAAGUAUGUUGUAAAUGUUUUGGCCUUCUGCCGGCUGAAGAAGGAAACGAAGAUGAGAAGAUUUAUAAGCAUUUAGGUUUCAUUUUUUCAAAUGAUUUGAAUUGAAAUUGUUGCCUUUGGUUUAGAAAAUUUCCUGUCUAUUUUUUUGUUCUUUGUGAAAUGGUGGGAAUUUUACCUCUGGUGAUGCACAUAGACAUGAGAAAAAAAAAAAAAAAAUUAUGAUUCUGAUCCUGUAUGUAAUUAGAAAUUCCAAUCUGUAUUUCAGCUAAAAUUGUGUUAAUUGUUGUUUUGCUGGAUUUCUUUCUUUCAA